AUGGGUCGUGGCUUUAGUUUUCGACUCUUGUAUCGAGUCGUUUUCUUUUCCUUCUGUCUGAUUUUCGCCUGUUUAUAUCAUGGUGGUGGUUCAGAGUAUGACAGGCGAGAAGAUAAAACAGAACCGAACAAAUUAAAAGAUGAAUUCAAAGGCAAACCCUUGAAUGUCAACGUUUCUCUCGAACAAGACGAACGCGUCCCUUACUUGACAGAAAAUGCGAAACAAAUUGAUGGCCGCAAGGCUCGGAAGAAAACUGAUCUUUCAAAGAUGGUUAGAAAAGGUAAAUAUUGAAAAUGUGAGAAUGUUAGCACUUCAGAAGAAGUAAUUGUUAACCAUAAUUUAUUUUUAGGAACUGCGAUGAAAACCCUCCGAAGUGAAAGAAUACAAAAGAGCCCACUACUGCCUUUUUCAACAUCAUCGCCGUCUGAGGUAAACGUUCAACGCAAAGAAUCGACAACCAUCUCCCACUCAAAUGAGAAAGAAUGGCAAAACGGUGGCAGUGAAAACAUAUCUCCAUUGGAAAAUCAAAUUUUUCACGAGAAUGACUUGAGAAAAAUAGCCAAAACAGAGACGUUCGCCUCACUCACAACUCAAAAUCUCCGGAGCAGACGUGAAAUUGAUUCGAAAUCUGAGUAUACCCAGGAAGAUCUAUUAAUGUGCAACGAAUCAAUCAUCAAUAUAAAAUACGAUGACGAAUACAAAGUUCGGACUGAUUUAUCAAUACUCUAUAAGAAGACGGUGUACGAUUAUACUCAGUAUCGAGUUGUGAAUGGUAGCAUAAAGAUUUGUAACUCCACUGAUAACUACGUACGCAAGAUUUGGAAGGUACGCAAUAAACGGGUAAAGGCGAAAAUUCAUCAAAAAAGUUGCAAUAAACCCAUUAGAGAGUCUUGGUUGUACCAAAAGUAUUACACUGUGAAUAAGCAGUUCACUGUCUACUUCGCAGCUAUGAAUCAAUAUUUCACAAGAAAUGACUAUGGGGUGGAAGACGGUAAACCUUUUACAUGCCAAGAAAAGUUCAGACCCACAUCAACAGAGUAUACCCAGGAAGAUCUAUUAAUGUGCAACGAUUCAAACAUCAAUAUAAAAUACGAUGAUGAAUACAAAGUUCGGACUGACUUUUCAAUACUCUAUAAGAACAAGGUGUAUCAUUAUACUGAGUAUCGAGUUCUGAAUGAUGGCAUAAAGAUUUGUAAUUCCACUGAUAACUACGUACGAAAUAUUUGGAAAAUACGGAAUAUAUGGAAAGUACGCAAUAAUUGGGUAAAGGCGAAAAUACAUCAAAACAGUUGCAAUAAACCCAUUAGAGAGUCUUGGUUGUACCGACAGCAUUACACUGUGAAUAAGCAGUUCACUGUCUAUUUUGCAGCUACGAAUCAAUAUUUCACAAGAAAUUAUUAUGGGGUGGAAGACGGUAAACCUUAUACAUGCAAAGAAAAGUUCAGAUCCAUAUCAACAGAGUAUACCCAGGAAGAUCUAUUAAUGUGCAACGAUUCAAUCAUCAAUAUAAAAUACGAUGAUGAAUACAAAGUUCGGACUGACUUUUCAAUACUCUACAAGAACAAGGUAUACGAUUAUACUAAGUAUCGAGUUAUGAAUGACAGCAUAAAGAUUUGUAACUUCACUGAUAACUACGUAAGGAAUAUUUGGAAACUACGAAAUAAAUGGGUAAAGGCGAAAAUACAUCAAAAAAGUUGCAAUAAACCCAUUAGAGAGUCAUGGUUGUACCGAAAGUAUUACACUGUCAAUAAGCAGUGCACUGUCUAUUCGGCAGCUAGGGGUCAAUAUUUCACAAGAAAUAACUAUGGGGUACACGACGGCAAACCUUUUACAUGCCAAGAAAAGUUCAGACCCAAAUCAUCAGAGUAUACCCAGGAAGAUCUAUUAAUGUGCAACAAUUCAAUCAUCAAUAUAAAAUACGAUGAUGAAUACAAAGUUCGGACUGACUUUUCAAUACUCUACAAGAACAAGGUGUACGAUUAUACAGAGUAUAGAAUUUUGAAUGAUGUCAUAAAGAUUUGUAACUCCACUGAUAACUACGUAAGGAAUAUUUGGAAACUACGCAAUAAAUGGGUAAAGGCGAAAAUACAUCAAAGAAGUUGCAAUAAACCCAUUAGAGAGUAUUGGAUGAAACGACAGUAUUACACUGUGAAUAAGCAGUUCACUGUCUAUUCGGGACGUCGUGGUCAAUAUUUCCCAAGAAAUGACUAUGGGGUGGAAGACGGUAAACCUUUUACAUGCCAAGAAAAGUUCAGACCCGAAUCAACAGAGCAUACCCUGGAAGAUCUACUAAUGUGCAACGAUUCAAUCAUCAAUAUAAAAUACGAUGAUGAAUACAAAGUUUGGACUGACUUUUCAAUACUCUACAAGAACAAGGUGUACGAUUAUACUGAGUAUCGAGUUCUGAAUGAUGGCAUAAAGAUUUGUAACUCCACUGAUAACUACGUACGGAAUAUUUGGAAACUACGCACGGAAUAUUUGGAAACUACGCAAUAA
Paramuricea clavata is the source of this 2496-nucleotide messenger RNA. The record is from the annotation of a GenBank genome assembly. NCBI's taxonomy places the organism in Eukaryota, Metazoa, Cnidaria, Anthozoa, Malacalcyonacea, Plexauridae.